Messenger RNA from Pochonia chlamydosporia 170, 744 nucleotides. Its product is annotated as protein kinase-like protein. NCBI's taxonomy places the organism in Eukaryota, Fungi, Ascomycota, Sordariomycetes, Hypocreales, Clavicipitaceae. The coding region runs from base 1 to 744 and encodes 247 amino acids. The record is from RefSeq and is a predicted model, not a curated record. The transcript has a single exon.
AUGGUCUCUAACCGUGAGCUCAAUGACCGCAAGCCGGACGGCUGCGACACCGUCCUCUUCGACAGAAUGUAUUGGAGGACAGGCAAUUCCUGCAUGAAGCGAACCCUCCGCAGGCAUGAAUGGCAAACAACCACGCGAGGCAACCUCUACGUACCUCCGACGACUUUCCCACAGCGAUGGAAAACUGAUGCCGCCACCUUGGAAUAUCUAUCUAGCAAGACCGAUAUACCCCUUCCCCGCCUCCAAUGCACCUUUGAAGAUUAUGGAGCGUUCUACCAUUUGACGGAGUACGUACCUGGUGUUUCCAUGCGAGACCUCGCAGAACCCGACAAAGAAGUAGUCAAAGUCGAGCUUCUCAAGCACAUUGAAACCUUGCGAAGCUUGCACUCGGAUAAGCCUGGAGUCCCCGGGCAAGAGUUGCUUUACCCUCCUCUUCGCGUACAUGCCGGCCAAUGGAAGGUCAAUAGCUGCUGGAAACCCAGAGCCGAUAUACCACAAGAGGACUAUGUCUUUUGCCACAACGAUCUUGAACAGCAUAAUAUCAUUGUUGACCCUACAACCCUCAAAAUCAACGCGAUUAUUGACUGGGAGUAUGCGGGUUUCUGGCCGAAGUGGUUUGAAGUUGAAUUCUGGAAACGAGCCGGACCUAGCGUUGCGCUGAACGACGAGAUUGAUGAUCUGGAGCGCUGUCGGGAAUGGCUUUUGGAAAAUUGUGAGGAAGUGGUGAUGCCCCCUCUACAAUAA